This is a messenger RNA of Setaria italica (foxtail millet), 1080 nucleotides long. Its product is annotated as AT-hook motif nuclear-localized protein 23. The transcript has a single exon. The record is from RefSeq and is a predicted model, not a curated record. Lineage: Eukaryota; Viridiplantae; Streptophyta; Magnoliopsida; Poales; Poaceae. Gene Ontology annotation, cellular component: nucleus. Gene Ontology annotation, molecular function: DNA-binding transcription factor activity; minor groove of adenine-thymine-rich DNA binding. The coding region runs from base 149 to 754 and encodes 201 amino acids.
UUUGCCUUGCAAACCAACUACAGUACUAAUAUAAUAGCCUCCAUCGAUCCAUCUGCUUAAUUAGCCAGUAGUAGACUCUUUCUUUAAAAAGCCAACAAAACUAACUAACCUGUCACCAUCUCCAUCAAAAUACUAAUAGUAUAGAUACAUGAUGAUGGCCUCCGCCGCCUCCGAGAGUAAGAAGAAGAGUAACAAGACUAGCGGUAGCGGCCCUGCUGCUGCUGCUGCGACGCCGACGGCGACUGGCCCCCAUCGUCGGCCCGUGCCCAAGCCCAAGCCGCCGGUGGUGAUCGCGGCGCACGAGUGCCCCAGCGCGAUGCGCGCCCGCAUCCUGGAGGUGCCCCCGGGCCGCGACGUCCUCUCGUGCGUGUCGGCGUUCGCGCGGCGCGGGCGGCGGGGCGCGCUCGUGCUGGGCGCUGCCGGCCACGUCGCCGACGUCGUGCUCCGGGACCCCUCCGCGCUCGUGCUCCGCGGCACCAUGGAGAUACUGAGCCUGGCCGGCUGCUUCUUCCCUUUCUCCGCGUCGGCGGGGACGGCGGCGGUCUUCCUGGCUGGGCCGCGGGGGACCGUGCUGGGCGGCGCCGUAGUGCCGGGAGGGCUGGUCGCCGCCGGGCCGGUGGUGGUCGUGGUGGCCACCUUUGUGGCGGCCGCGCUCGACAGGCUGCCGCUGCUCUUGAUCAAGGGGGAGGAGCCCCACCACGGCUGGCCGGUGGUGUGCCCGAACCCAAAGCAACAGCGGCCAGCUGAUGAGUAGCUAGUGAAAUCCCUGGAACUCGUCUCGAAUGAUGAUGACUACAGAGGCCUGACACGUUUCUCCCGGCUACGUUUGGAUUAUAAUCUAAGCGAAAAUUUUCUCGCUUCUCACUUUUCACUUCUCGUAGUUCAAAUCUCUGAAGCGGUUUACCACAUAAGCGAGAAUCGGUGGAAAUAAGCAAAGCGUUUGGCGGGAUUCUCGCUUAUAUCCACCGAUAAACUGCUUAUAAGCGGAAACAAAUGGGGGCAGAGCCACCGAAAUUAAUUGUACUUCAACCAUUUUUUUACCUUUAGGUAACUGACGUCUUGAUUGAUUGAUCAAAUAAA